AGGAGCCCAAAGUUGGUAUCAAGACAAUUAAGAUGUACUGUCAGAGGAUGCAGGAGGAGAACAUCACACGGGCAAUUAUUGUUGUUCAGAUGGGCAUGACACCCUCAGCAAAACAGUCUCUAGUCGACAUGGCACCCAAAUAUAUACUGGAGCAGUUUCUACAGCAGGAGCUGCUGAUUAACAUCACAGAGCACGAGCUUGUACCAGAGCACAUCGUCAUGACAAAAGAGGAAGUGACUGAACUUCUGGCAAGAUAUAAAUUAAAAGAAAGCCAGCUGCCAAGGAUCCAGGCCGGGGACCCUGUGGCUCGUUACUUUGGCUUAAAAAGAGGACAGGUAGUGAAGAUCAUCAGACCCAGUGAAACAGCUGGGCGGUACAUCACAUACAGACUGGUCCAAUGACAGUUAUUCUCCCUGAUCAACGUUUAAGGACCAGUGAAGGAAUCUCAGCACGACAGCUUUGGUUAUUCAUUGUUCAAUUAUCACCCUGCUUGUAUCUUUGACCUGAAUUACUGAUUUUGUAAAAUAAAUGAUUCAAAAUUGAAA
Haplochromis burtoni (Burton's mouthbrooder) is the source of this 545-nucleotide messenger RNA. RefSeq names its product RNA polymerase II, I and III subunit E, b (gene polr2eb). Gene Ontology annotation, cellular component: RNA polymerase III complex; RNA polymerase I complex; RNA polymerase II, core complex. The record is from RefSeq and is a predicted model, not a curated record. Lineage: Eukaryota; Metazoa; Chordata; Actinopteri; Cichliformes; Cichlidae. Gene Ontology annotation, biological process: DNA-templated transcription. Gene Ontology annotation, molecular function: DNA-directed RNA polymerase activity; DNA binding.